This is a messenger RNA of Gadus chalcogrammus (walleye pollock), 5920 nucleotides long. RefSeq names its product cryptochrome circadian regulator 2 (gene cry2). The coding region runs from base 409 to 2550 and encodes 713 amino acids. The transcript is spliced from 12 exons. Gene Ontology annotation, biological process: entrainment of circadian clock by photoperiod; circadian regulation of gene expression; negative regulation of DNA-templated transcription. Gene Ontology annotation, molecular function: FAD binding; DNA binding. Gene Ontology annotation, cellular component: cytoplasm; nucleus. The record is from RefSeq and is a predicted model, not a curated record. NCBI's taxonomy places the organism in Eukaryota, Metazoa, Chordata, Actinopteri, Gadiformes, Gadidae.
AAUAAAGGGUUAGCCAUGAGUCACACAAUAAAACAACUUGUUUUUUUCAAAGCUGCUCAUCGUUCAAUCAAUAAGAAGAAAAAAGGGAAAAAACAACAACAACGUGACACUCUUCAGAAACAUGUGCCAGCAACCAAUGCACAUCGAGCCUGUUAUAAAUAAAGGAUGACGUCGUCCAUAUUUUGGCCAAUGAGCGGAGGGACAGGAACUGUUGCCCUAUGAAACAUUUGGUUGCGUUGACCCAAACAUGAUCGCGCCCGCUGCUGCCAUCCACUGACAGCCGGCGAAGUUUUUCCGACUUGACCGAAGUGUGCUUGUUUUGGAUUUUAUUAUUCCGUUUAACGGUAUCAGUUGAUUGAUAACGCUCCUUUCUGCCUUUGUACUAUGAUGAUGGUCUGAUGAAUAAUCAUGGUGGUGAAUUCAGUACAUUGGUUUCGCAAAGGGCUGCGUUUGCACGAUAAUCCUUCAUUGCAGGAGGCCCUUAAUGGAGCGGACACUGUUUGUUGUGUUUAUAUUCUGGAUCCGUGGUUUGCUGGCUCCGCUAACGUAGGAGUCAACCGAUGGAGGUUUCUAUUGGAGUCUUUGGAGGACUUGAACAACAGCCUGAGGAAACUAAACUCCAGGUUGUUUGUGGUUAGAGGACAGCCCACGGAUGUUCUCCCAAGGCUUUUCAAGGAGUGGAAUGUCACCCGGCUGACGUUUGAAUAUGACCCAGAGCCUUAUGGGAAAGAGAGAGACGGGGCCAUCAUCAAGGUGGCUCAUGAGAUGGGCGUCGAGACCAUAGUCAGAAACCUGCACACCCUCUACAACCUCGACAGGAUUAUAGAGAUGAACAACAACAGUGCUCCACUGACCUUCAAGCGUUUCCAGACCAUCGUGAACAGGCUGGAUCUGCCCCGACGGCCCCUGCCUACCGUCACCCCGCAGCAAAUGGAGAGGUGUAAAACACUCAUAGCUAAAGACCACGAUCAACAUUACAGUGUACCCUCACUGGAAGAGCUGGGCUUCAAAACGGACGGUCUACCUCCCGCGGUCUGGAGAGGUGGGGAGUCUGAGGCACUGGAGAGACUCAACAAACACCUGGACAGAAAGGCAUGGGUGGCAAACUUUGAGCACCCUCGGGGGGUCUGCUCUUUAUUCGCCAGUCCGGCGGGCCUCAGUCCCUUCCUGCGCUUCGGUUGUUUGUCCUGCCGGGUAUUUUACUACAACCUGAGAGAACUAUACAUGAAGCUGCGUAAGCGUUGCAGUCCUCCGCUGUCCCUGUUCGGACAGCUACUGUGGAGGGAGUUCUUCUACACGGCGGCCACCAUCAACCCAAACUUUGACCGCAUGGAAGGAAACCCCAUCUGUGUCCAGAUACCUUGGGACCAGAACCCAGAAGCGCUGGCUAAAUGGGCCGAAGGGCGGACGGGCUUCCCCUGGAUCGACGCCAUCAUGACCCAGCUACGGCAGGAGGGCUGGAUCCAUCACCUGGCCCGGCACGCCGUGGCCUGCUUCCUCACCCGGGGAGACCUGUGGAUCAGCUGGGAGAGCGGCAUGAAGGUGUUUGAGGAGUUGCUACUCGAUGCUGACUGGAGCGUGAACGCUGGCAGCUGGAUGUGGCUCUCAUGCAGUGCCUUCUUCCAACAGUUCUUCCACUGCUACUGUCCUGUUGGCUUUGGGCGGCGGACAGAUCCAUCAGGAGAUUAUAUCAGGCAUUACAUCCCAAUCCUGAAGGACUACCCAAACCGCUACAUCUACGAGCCCUGGAACGCCCCCUUAUCCGUCCAGAAGGCCGCCCACUGCGUGGUGGGCGUGGACUACCCCAAACCCAUGAUCAACCACGCCGAGGCCAGCCGGCUGAACAUAGAGAGGAUGAAGCAGGUCUACCAGCAACUGUCCCAUUACAGAGGCCUCAGUCUCCUUGCAUCGGUGCCAACCAUCCAGGAGGAGGCGGAGCCACCGAUGACGGACGAGUCCCAGACCAGCAGCGGUCCUGACUCUCCGGUCCAUGAGCCAGCGGCCUGCGCACUGGUCCCAGACUCCUCCAGAGCAUGCACGUCCUCUCCUGCCCCAGGCCUCAACGUCUCUGCAGCACACACUCCCUCCACAUCCACACGGGAGCAGGCAGGCGUGGGCGCUGCAGCACCCCCUCAGGCCUACGCCUCCACUUCUACGGACCCCUCCACAUUCCCCGUCUUGUUUCUCCACCCUCCUCCUAUCCCCUUCCCCUCCUCAAACCCAGCCACCGGUCAAACCCCCGCCAGAGACCCAGCCUCCAGCCCCGCCUCCCCAAACCUCAGUCCCGCCUCAAAGCCGUUCAGAGCUCUGUCUCCGCGUCCGGCUACGCUAGCGGGCCACCACGCUCCGCUUCUGGGUCAGAGGAAGAAAGGCCCGCUCCGCAAGCACCGGCGCAGCCAGAGGGCCCGCGGGGUCCCGGGCUGCGUCCCGGGACCCCCGGUGGAAGGGGGGAAGGCCAUGGACGGAGCGGGGGGCGAGGGAGAGGAGUGUUGGAUGGAAGAGUGCAUGGACGAGGACAUGAUCCAGGACAGCCCCAAUGAUCAGCAGUGAUAGUUGGAGGUAAUGAGGCAACGUAUGUGUUGGUGUGUCUCCUUGAAUGGGAGUCUGGGAGUCUGUCUCUCGCUUUCUUCUGAAUUAUCUUUCUCCACAGUUGUUAUUGGUAAUCAAUUUAAUCCUCAGCCUGUGGAUAUUGGUAGUUAAUUAAAUCAGCCUCUACAGUCUGUAUUUGUAAUGAUUUAUCUCUCAUCCUCUUCAGUUGGUAUUGGUAUUGAUUUAAUAUUUCUCAUCCUCUUUAGAUGGAAUUGGUAAUGAUUUAAUAAUUCUCAGCUUCUGCAGUUGCCAUUGGUAAUUAAUUGAACUUUUAGCCUAUACAGUGGAUAUUGGUAAUUAGCUAAAUUAUUAGCCUCUAAAUUGGAUAGUGGUAAUUAGUUACAUUCUCAGCCUCUAUAGUAUAGUCAUUAAUUGAAUUCUUUGCCUCUACAGUUGGUAUUGGUAAUUAAUUUUUUGGAGUUGUCUUUGGCGGUUUGAAUCUUAAAUAAUCAUCCAAAAUGAAGACUUGCUUAUUAAUACAUAAUAACAUGAAUGUGGUUCUUUGGCUUUAGUUAUUUUUGCGGAAGCAAAAAAUGUUGAUACUUGUUUUUGUGUUGAUAUUGAUUUCUUCAAUAUCUAGUGAAACUGAAGUUGAUGUUGUGGUUGCAGCCUAGCGACUAGUGGUCCUUUCUGCUCUCUCACCACUUUGAGGUUGACGAUGACCUCAGCCUUACAUUCAUGAUUUUAUUUAACUAUUUUACAUAUUUAUUUCAUUUGUAACUGAAUGUGUGACAUAUUUAGCAGGCAAAACAUUUUCAUGGCAAAGAAUGAUUACUAGACACAAUUUGCAAAUCUAUUGAAUCAUACUGAAGCACACUGGAGGCAAACAAAAAAUCAGAAUUCUGUCUAUGAUAUCAAAUUCAAUUUUUUUAUGAGAUGUUAUCUAUUUCCUCAACAAUAAAUGCUAAUUACACAUAUAUUAGAGUUGACAAUCCCCUUUUUUUUUUAUUGACUUUGCUUUUGUGUUUUGUAGCUAAUUCCAAGGUGAGAUGCUGCAAUAUGAAAAAAAGCUAGGUCGAUUGCAGCUCCUGUUGUCCUUUUUAUAUAGAUUUGCACACAGAUAAUUGAAAUGAAUAUAAUAUUAAGCAUUCAACAUCAUCCACAUUCGGAGGAAUGGGUAGCCGGUUUUGUUUCAUUGACAAUCGUGACAUUUUUUACUGUUCUUAACUUGGAAUUGUUUACUGUAAAUAGUUUGAAUGAAUAGCCAUUAUAAUGAUUAAUGGGUACGUUUCCAUAGCCAUAAACGUAUUAAUCUUAUUCAGGUUGAAUACUCAAAAAGUGCUUAUAUAAUGCCAGAAAUAGUAUUAAAUGGUAUAAUGUUAGGAAGGUUUGACUGAAAUAAGGAAGUGACAUUGUCCUAUCAUUGGCCAUAUUCUGUAUCACAAGCAAGCUUUUUGCUUCUCUUUAGUGUGGUAGAAUGUGAAACUAUAAGCACAGACUAUUAAUGCAGCUUAUCUUAAGACAGUAUUCAUGAUAAAGUAUAUUUACUAAGCAGACAAAAGUUAAUGCCGCAUAUUCAGAGCAAGUUCUUGGGUAACAGAAACCUAUUUUCUAUGGCUUAGUAUUUUGAAGUACUGUCAGUGGUGAUAAUCACCUUUUAUAAUGAUAACAUGUUUUUCAAAUGUGUGUCUAAAUUAUUAUCAGGGAAAAUAAGGAAAGGUUUUCUGUUAUAUAACAAUUCUAUAAUCUGCCAAUACCAUUACUAAAUAUAUUUACAUUUCCACAGCCGUUUUCGUAAUGUGACUAAAAUAAAUAUUUGUCUUACCUUUUAAUCAAUUAUAUUUUCAAAUGUAUUUCUGACCUUGAUAGAUCAUAGUAUUAUUAUUAAAUGUAAAAAUGUAUUUGUAAUUAUGUAAACAGUUCUGUAGAAAAACUGUUAUACUAUGUCGUCUAUAAACACAAAAGAUAACAACACACACAUACACUGUAUUAAAUUCAACUGGAUAAUGGUGUUUCUUUUUAAAGACUACCUUGACCAAAGUUUGAUAACACAGUAUGUUCGAAGUCUUUUUCUUAAUCGGCAUUUGGUGUUAAACUGUAAGAAUUUCCGUUUAUCUUGAUUCUUACCCAUAUCCAUCUAUAUGAAAGCAGUUUUUGUUUGGUAUUCUUUGUAAUUAGACAUACAUGUUUUACAAAGGAAGUAUUUUUUGUUUACUGGCCUGAUCAAGUGUAUGUAAAAGAGCAUAUACACCAUAAUCGAUAGACCAACAUUUGACAAAAACCACGUUCAGCCUUGUCUACAUAAAUUAUUGUGGACGCAAAAGUAUAUUAUUAGGCACUUUACUGGAGAAAGUAAGAAAGUUAUUGUUUCAUUACUCGAAAGUAGUUUGUGGUACAAAUACCACCGACCUGUGAAAACAUCCCUUGUCUCAUCAGUUGCUUGUGUACAUGAAUUAUUCUGACUUACAUUGUGUAUCUUGUUAAGCCAUCUGGAUAAGACUAUAUGUUUGAUUUGUGUUGUUUUGCGUUGUACUUUUUCAUUACAAUUGUGGUGUAGUAGGUUUGGUGGGUGCUCUUUUUUUGUUUUUUGUUCUUAUGUUUUCAGUAGUUCUGCAUAUUUUAAACAGAAUUUAAAAAAUAUAAAUAUUUAUUGUGCGUAAUAUUUGUUCAAUAAAAUGUUAUGAAUACUGAUGACAACCAGCCAAUAUAAAACAUAUUUUCUGUGAAGAGUUUAAUCUAUCAAUUAGUGUGUAUUUUGAUUAAUCUUUGGAUGAAAUAUGCAAAUUAUUAUAAUAUAAUUCUUAUGAACAUGCAUUGCAUAUGAUAAGGCAGCUGAUUUUCUGUCUUUCAAAAAAAGUUUAAGCUCAUCCAUUUAGGUAAAGCUGACCCAAAUGCAGUGUCUGAGAGAUUCUGGAAUUUUGCCGGAGAUGGUGCAAUACGGUUUGGCGGAACCCAUUUGAUUUAUUUCGGACAGUGCUACUUAGCAACAUUGCAGCUUCAGUGACUAAACUCCGACCAUAUAUUCUUUGUGGUCAUUAUCAUUAACACUUUUAGAGUUCAACAUGAAUAACAAUUCUUUACUCAGUUCUCUUAAGACUUUUCCCACACAGAAAAGCAAUAUAUAAAUAUUGAAAGAUAACAGCUGCAAGAAGACUGUUAUUGCAUUAUGUGUGGUGCAUCCAUGUAGCUGCACCCCGUUUAGAGUGGGCUCAAUGCUUAUUUUCACAUUAAUAAUACAUAAAUCUCAUUUUUAGACCGGCAACAAUAUAUACAAACAAUUUGUGUAACAUAGCCUCCAAAUAAUGUGUACGUAGACAUUAGCUUGUCACAUGGCAGCGUCCAUUAAUGUUAUACACUCCAAAGAAAACAUCUGAAACACACAGAGAGAAUA